This is a messenger RNA of Cordyceps fumosorosea ARSEF 2679, 1044 nucleotides long. RefSeq names its product B-(1-6) glucan synthase. The record is from RefSeq and is a predicted model, not a curated record. The transcript is spliced from 2 exons. The coding region runs from base 1 to 1044 and encodes 347 amino acids. NCBI's taxonomy places the organism in Eukaryota, Fungi, Ascomycota, Sordariomycetes, Hypocreales, Cordycipitaceae.
AUGCUUUCAUCCAUUCUUCUAGUAGCCACGGCUGCCAUCCCGGCCAUGGCCUCCGCCAUCCAGCGUGACACGGCCAACUGCUUCCCCUACGGCAGCGCGAAGCUGCCUGGCAAUCUCCAGGCCCCCGGCGUGUCGCACGACCAGUGGUGGUGCCCGCAGAGCAUGGCGUACGGCUUCCAGGGCUUCUCUUACCCUCUGGAGAAUGGCGACUGCAAUGCCUGGGAGAAUGGCUACGACGCCAUGGACAAGGACUUUAAGCAGAUGAAGAAGGACUUUGGCGCGACCAUUGUGCGCAUGUACUACCCGGUCUGCACCAAGACGGCUGUGUUUGAGCACGCGCUGGAGGCGGCUUACAACAACAACAUGGCCGUCGUCUUCCAGGUCUGGACCAACUUUGGAGAUGGGGACGUCUGGAGGAAAUCCCAGCAGGCCAUCUACGACGUCCUCAACAACCCCAAGUACAAGGCCAUCGCCCCGUACGUCGUCCACUCCGCCGAGUUUGGCUCCGAGCCCGUCGGCGACGGCAUGGACGGCGACAACUUUGUCAACGACCUCGGCAAAUUCCGCAGCACGCUCAACUCGCACCAGAUCCCCGUCGGCAUCAGCGAGGACUGGGACCGCCCCGGCAAGAUGAGCAGCUCCGACGCCAAGGGCCCGGGCCCGAUCGGCAAGGGCGUCAAGGCCAACUCGGACGUGGCGCACAUCCACCCGAUGCCGUUCUACCACGACUACAAGGGCAGCGUGGACGCGGCCUGGCCGUACAUCCAGAAGCAGACGCAGUGGGUGGUCGACCACGUCGGGCUGCCGACGAUGAUCAGCGAGACGCAGUGGGCGUGGGGCAAGACGGACCACAACCCGGGCAAGGCGGACGUGGGCCCGGCCCAGUACAUCAAGUACUGGAAGAUUAUUGAUGGUAAUUGCGAGUGGUUUAGGGAGCGUAAGGUGGGAUGGUUCUUUCACGCGUGGAGGGGCGAGGACACGUUUGACAUUGUGAAGCCGGAUGGGAGCUAUGCGAUCCCGAACUGGAGGCCGCGCAAGUGUUAG